Molecule: messenger RNA, 2671 nt
Organism: Labrus mixtus (cuckoo wrasse)
Lineage: Eukaryota; Metazoa; Chordata; Actinopteri; Labriformes; Labridae
Gene: ubash3bb
Product: ubiquitin associated and SH3 domain containing Bb
Exons: 14
Coding region: 119-2053 (644 amino acids)
Molecular function (GO): protein binding
Source: RefSeq, a predicted model, not a curated record
GCUCCGCUCCGUGUAGGUGCCGUUACCUCUCCAGUCGUGCGGACCCAGCCGUAGCUCAUGGUGUGUGGAGGAGGUGGACUGUAUCCGGCUUGUAGCUGACUGGGUGACCCAGUGGACCAUGGCUGCCAAAGAGGACCUCUACAGUAAAAUUAUCCCUCGGAGGCUACGGCAGAACCGGCCAGGCUCAGUGAAAUGUGGAUCCUCCAGCCUGGAUGUGCUUCUAUCCAUGGGCUUCCCCAGACCAAGAGCACUGAAAGCUCUGGUGUCGACAGGAGGUCGCAGCGUGCAGGCAGCGUGUGACUGGUUGUUUUCCCACGUGGACGAUCCGUUCCUGGACGAUCCUCUGCCCCGAGAGUUCGUCCUCUACCUGCGACCCAGCGGACCCCUUCAGAACCAGCUCUCCCACUUCUGGCAGCAGAGCCGGGUCACGUGCGGCAAAAACAAAGCCCACAACAUCUUCCCCCACAUAACCCUCUGCCAGUUCUUCAUGUGUGCAGACCACAAAGUAGAAGCCUUAUGCGAAGCCCUCCAGGCCGCCGUCCAGCAGUGGCGGGGUCGAUUUCCAAGCCCUCUACCUCUGGAGCUCUACACGUCCUCCAACUUCAUCGGCCUGUUCGUGGAGGAGCAGGUGGCCGACGUCCUCAAGCAGUUUGCCGCCGACUUUGCCACAGAAGCCGUCAGGAAGGCAGAAGUCCAUGUGGAGCCUCACAAGAAGCAGCUCCAUGUAACCCUGGCCUACAACUUCCCCACCAAUCACCUCCCAUCUCUGGAGAAACUGGCCAAGGGCAUCGAGGUCAAGCUGGGCUGUGAUUGGCUGGCGGUUCUUUUCUCCCGGGACAUUCGUUUUGCAAACCAUGAGACCUUGCGUGUGAUGUACCCCUACAUACCUCAGAACGAGGACGAGCUGGAGCUGGUUCCGGGCGAUUUUGUCUUCAUGUCUCCGAUGGAUCAGGGCAGCACCAGUGAGGGCUGGGUGAACGGGACCUCGCUGGCAUCGGGACUGUCCGGUCUGCUGCCCGAGAACUACGUCAGCUUGGCCGAUGAGUCCGACACCUGGGUCUUCCACGGCUCCCACUCCUUCUUCAGCUGUGGACCCAGUGACAGGACCAGCAAGGACAGAGGGAUGUUUGAUGGGCUUCUGGACGGCCGGCGCCCUGACAACACGAGUCCCGGAGACACUCCCACCCUCAGUCUCAUCUGUCAUCCCAUGCAGCAGGUUCUGCGGAUCACCGGGAGUCACUCUCGGCAGCCCAAGAGGACGCUUUUUGUCUGUCGGCACGGCGAGAGGAUGGACGUGGUCUUUGGUAAACACUGGCUGUCCCUCUGCUCCGACAGUAAAGGUAGAUAUGUCCGUUCCAAUCUGAACAUGCCGUCCAGUUUGCCGCUGUGGGGCGGACAGAGAGAUUAUGACAUGGACGCUCCCAUCACUGUGUUUGGAUCCACGCAGGCCCGACUAGUAGGAGAGGCCCUGCUAGAGAGUAACACAGUGAUAGACUUUGUGUACUGCUCUCCCUCCCUGCGGUGUGUUCAGACGGCACAAAACAUCCUGAAAGGCCUGCAGCAGGACGGUAAGCUGAAGGUGCGAGUGGAACCGGGGCUUUUUGAAUGGACCAAGUGGGUUUCUGGGAACUCGCUACCUGCAUGGAUACCUCCCGCUGACCUGGCUGCAGCGCACUUUAGUGUGGACACGUCAUACAGACCUGUAAUCCCAGUCAGUAAGCUCACUGUGUCAGAGCCCUAUGAGACCUACAUGAGCCGCAGCUACCAAGUGACCAAAGACAUCCUGUCAGACUGCAAAAACACGGGAAACAAUGUGCUGAUUGUAGCCCACGCGUCUUCCUUGGAGGCCUGCACACGCCAGCUGCAGGGACACAGCCCACAGAACCCCAAGGACUUCAUCCAAGUAGUUCGAAAGAUCCCGUACCUAGGCUUCUGCUCCUGUGAGGAGCAGGGAGACACGGGGGUGUGGCAGUUAGUGGACCCUCCCAUCCUCCCCCUCACACAUGGACCUAACCACAGCUUUGACUGGAGAGAGACACUUCUGCAAGAAUGACACCCGCCUGGUCCGCCCAGCCUGAAUAACUGUACUCUCACAGAGACAAGUUUUUGGACCACUGGAUCCUCUCUGAGAGACUUCCUGUCUGAGGACGAGGAGCGGAGACUCAGCCAACAGAUCGAAUCCCUGAUACCGAGGCUGGUUUCCAACAUUCAGCAAAAUGUUCUCACUCAAAUUUUAUUACAAUCUUUUUUUGUUCCAGAAUAAGAGACAUGUCAGUUUGGGUGUCAUCUGCUUUGAAAGCUGGUAAAUGAUCAUCCCGGUCUCACAGUUUGUGAAAUAAGCAUGUUUUUAAAGCGUGUGCAGAGUGCGUUAUGUGAGAAGUUUUAAAUACUUGAAUGUAUAACGAAGUGAGAAGGACUGCUGUAUCUCGUGACACAGAAGUGAUUUAAAAUGUAAAGCAUAAAAAAAAGCAAUAUUUUAGUUCCAUGCUGUGAAGAAUCAGGUUUUAUUUUUAAUUCAAAAUGUAAGUUCAUUUUCACUGUUAGUUCACUUAAUCCGGUAGUACAUUGUAUGAUUUCAUGCAUCAGGGUCAUCCAGCCUAUCUAUAGUCUGUGGUUUAAAUAUUCAGUAAAUGUUAACAUCUGAUGUUACAUUUGAUACCAUAGUUGUGUG